Cercopithifilaria johnstoni is the source of this 1476-nucleotide messenger RNA. Lineage: Eukaryota; Metazoa; Nematoda; Chromadorea; Rhabditida; Onchocercidae. The record is from the annotation of a GenBank genome assembly.
AUGGGUCGUGGUCGAAGUCGGAGUGAAAGUUCUAGCAAAAGUUGUAAUCGUAGCCGUAGCCAUAGUCGAAGUCCCAAUAGUGGUCAUCGUGGCCGUAGUCAUAGCAGACGACGUGGUCGUACGAGAAGCCGAAGCCAUCAUCACGAUCGUCGAAGCAGAAGUCGUUCGAGUGAUCGGGAAACUACGGAUUUGCUAAAACUUUGUUGGAAACCGCUGAAAGAUGAUUCAAGAAAUUUUGAUGCAUGGACUCAUCUUUUGCAGUACAUCGAGCAACUUGAUGAAACAAAGGCAGCUCGCGAAGCAUAUGACGACUUUUUUAAAAGAUACCCAUAUUGUUACGGUUAUUGGAGAAAGUAUGCUGAAUUUGAACGUCGCCAUAAACAUUAUGACCGUUGCACUGAAGUUUAUGAACGUGGAGUCAUGGCCAUACCACUGAGUGUUGAUCUGUGGCUUCAUUAUAUUGCUUUCGUUAAAGAGGUCGUUCAGCAUCAGGAUAACGCAAUACAGAAAAUCAGAUUAAUUUAUGAUCAUGCAAUUGAAGCAUGCGGUAUGGAAUUUCGUUCGGACAAGUUAUGGGAUGAAUACAUUAACUGGGAAUUGAGUAAUGGUGAAACUCUACGAGUCGGAACGCUUUUUGAUCAGAUAUUAAGCAUACCUACCUUGCUUUAUAGUAAUCACUUUGACAAAUACAAAACCUUUGUGAAUUCAAAUGAGCCGGAUCGAGUAGUAAGUCAGGAUGAAUACAAUGAAAUUUUUGCGAAAGUUGAAGCAGACUUGCGUAAUGCGAUCGAUGGUGAUCUGUUUGUUUUAGAAGAGUAUGUUGAUGAGUCCCCACCGGACUGCAUUCCGGAAAGUGGCGAAGAACCGCCGAAAAAAAUUUUCAUGAGGCGCAAGCAUUGUGAAGAAGCCCUACGUGUUCUACGAACAGAGAUACUCGAACGACGGAAUAGAAAAUAUUUAUUAAAUGAACAGGAAGUUAGUCGACGUUGGGCAUUUGAAGAAAAUAUAAAACGACCAUAUUUUCAUGUAAAACCGCUGGAACGCGCUCAGUUACGUAAUUGGCGCAUUUACCUGGAUUUUGAAAUUGAAUGUGGUGAUAUCACACGUAUCAUAGUCCUGUUCGAGAGAUGCUUAAUCGCUUGUGCUCUGUAUGAAGAAAUGUGGAUUAAGUAUGCUCGUUACUUGGAGAGUAUCGGAGAAUCCAGCCGUGCCCGUAGCGUUUUUCGUCGAGCAACCGAAGUUCACUUACCCCGCAAACCGAAUGUUCAUCUUGCCUACAGCGCCUUCGAAGAAAAAAAUGGUAAUAACCACAGCAUUUGUGAUAUUUGUGAUAUACGAACCGGUGAUCUCUUUUUCCGUUUAUUCAUUCAUGUGGUUAAGUUUGAUGAUAAGCUAAAGUAUUAUCACCGUCAACAGACAACACUCAUUCAUGGUGCUCUACUCGUUCAACAACUAGAUGGCAAGUAUGGUUUUUAG